AUCACAUGACAAUUGGCCUCAGUCAGAAGAAGAGGUUCAACAGCGGCGGAUGCCCAAAGCGAGCCAAAUGAAAUCUCUAAUGGUAAUUGCGUGCCUUCUGGCAGCGGCCGCUGCCGCCGCCGACGACGGGGCCACCAUCACCUUAGCCACCAAAUUGCAGGCCCCCGCGGGCCAGUGCUACAGGGGAGUCGAGAAAAAAUGUGACGGAAAAUCGCCACCUGAGCUGCAAUGCAACUCGUUAUUUGGCGGAUUUGAGGAGCACAAGGAAAAGAUGGCCGAUUUCAUCAAGACGAAUGUGCAGCGCAACUUCCAGUACUUGAUGUUCUCUACGCACUUCAGCAACUACGAGGCGAACAGGGCCGGUUUGGAAAAACUUUACCGGGGCCUGUCCGACGAGGCGUGGAACGACGCCAUUGAGCUGAUCAAAUACUCGGCCAAGCGCGGCUCACACAUCUCCGUUAACGCCACAGUCAACGACGUCGACAUUAGCAAGGAUACUUUCACCAAACACGAGGUCGGCAGUUUGGCCACGGUGCUCGAUCUACAUAAGUCCCUAGCCGUAGAGGCGCACAACCUCCACAAACAUUUUUCAGACUCUGAUGAAACUAAAAAACAGUACGAUCCAGAUGUUUCCUCUUUCCUGGAGAACAACUUCUUGAGCAAACACACAGAAACGGUGCGCACCCUGUCAGGUCACACGAACGACUUGAUAAAUAUGUUGCACGAGACUGCUGAUGGUAGCCUCGCCCUUUUCUUGUUCGACGAGUAUCUCCAGAAAUUGUAAUGAUUUUUAUAUUUUUGAUGAACUGUUGUUCAAAAAUCUUAUCUCGCUGAAGGAGUUCUCUAAAUAAAACUUUUUAUCUUUAAACUGAAA
This is a messenger RNA of Neocloeon triangulifer, 874 nucleotides long. RefSeq lists its product as uncharacterized. The transcript is spliced from 4 exons. Gene Ontology annotation, biological process: intracellular iron ion homeostasis; iron ion transport. Gene Ontology annotation, cellular component: cytoplasm. Lineage: Eukaryota; Metazoa; Arthropoda; Insecta; Ephemeroptera; Baetidae. Gene Ontology annotation, molecular function: ferric iron binding; ferrous iron binding. The record is from RefSeq and is a predicted model, not a curated record. Bases 50 to 784 code for a protein of 244 amino acids.